AUGCCUGAUUCUCAAGAAGAACAAAAGAAGAACGCAUGUGAGAAGCAUUCGUGUCAUCCGCUCACAGAGUGUCAGGCUAUCAAAACGAAGGAGCAGGGUACCGAAAAAUGGAGUUAUAAACCAGUCUGUAUGAGAGUCCCAUCAUGUUCCACCAAAAAAUGCAUGCAAGGCGAAAAGUGUUCGAUGAAAGAAGUAAAAUGUCAAUUAACCCCUUGCUUCAAGAUCCCAACAUGCCUUCCGGAUGUGAACGAAGCAUCUCCGGAAUAUCAAAUGCCACCUGCGUUUUUGGUUUAG
Caenorhabditis briggsae is the source of this 294-nucleotide messenger RNA. Lineage: Eukaryota; Metazoa; Nematoda; Chromadorea; Rhabditida; Rhabditidae. The transcript is spliced from 3 exons. The record is from RefSeq and is a predicted model, not a curated record. Bases 1 to 294 code for a protein of 97 amino acids.